This is a messenger RNA of Mesoplodon densirostris (Blainville's beaked whale), 1746 nucleotides long. RefSeq names its product sphingomyelin phosphodiesterase 2 (gene SMPD2). Gene Ontology annotation, molecular function: sphingomyelin phosphodiesterase activity. Lineage: Eukaryota; Metazoa; Chordata; Mammalia; Artiodactyla; Ziphiidae. The coding region runs from base 455 to 1726 and encodes 423 amino acids. Gene Ontology annotation, cellular component: cytoplasm. The transcript is spliced from 10 exons. The record is from RefSeq and is a predicted model, not a curated record.
GGUGCCUGUUGCUGUGGAGGCGGCCGAGAGGCUGGAGAGCGCGCGUGGGCGGCCCCCACCAGCGAAGAGCUUCGGAGACAAGGAACGGGGACCCCACGCCUCGCGUGCGUCAGCGUGGUUCGCCGCCGCUGCCCCCCACACCGGACCUCCUCUGGGACCCCAAGCCCAGGGUCCUCCAGCGCCGUAGUCGCCUCCAGUCAGCGCCUGAUUCCACCGCAGAUCACCUUUCCGGGUCGCCGCGCAGCCAGAUUGGGGUCAGCCGGCCGGUUGCCCGGGUAACGGGAGUCAGUCCCCGGGCGCGUGCAUUUCGGGGCCGCGGACUUCCCGGGAGAGCGGGAGCAGGGCGACCACCUGUGCGCGGUGCCCCGCGGGGAAGGCCGCCAGCCCGCCGCUGUCCCCAACGCGGCCGUCGCUGCGGAGGCCGAGCCGUCCCGCGCCGCCGAGCGUCCCCGCCAUGAAGCCGAACUUCUCCCUGCGACUGAGGGUCUUUAACCUCAACUGCUGGGGCAUUCCCUACCUGAGCAAGCACCGGGCCGACCGCGUGAAGCGCCUGGGAGACUUUCUGAACAGGGAGAGCUUCGACCUAGCUCUCCUGGAGGAGGUGUGGAGCGAGCAGGACUUCCAGUACCUGAGGCAGAAGCUGCUGCCCGCCUACCCAGCAGCACACUACUUCAGGAGUGGCAUCAUUGGCAGUGGUCUCUGUGUCUUCUCCAAACACCCAAUCCAGGAAUUCACCCAGCACGUCUUCACCCUCAAUGGCUACCCCUACAUGAUCCACCACGGUGACUGGUUCUGUGGGAAGGCCGUGGGGCUGCUGGUGCUCCGUCUGGGUGGAUUGGUGCUCAACGCCUACGUGACCCAUCUCCAUGCCGAGUACAACCGACAGAAGGACAUCUACCUAGCACAUCGUGUGGCCCAAGCUUGGGAACUGGCCCAGUUCAUCCACCACACGUCCAAGAAAGCUGAUGUGGUUCUAUUGUGUGGGGACCUCAACUUGCACCCAAAGGACCUGGGCUGCCGCCUGCUGAAGGAGUGGACGGGACUGCACGAUGCCUAUCUGGAGACUCAGGACUUCAAGGGCCCUGAAGAAGGCUGUACGAUGGUACCGGAGAACUGCUACGUCAACCGGCAUGAGCUAGAGCAGUUCCCCUUGGGUAUCCGCAUCGACUAUGUGCUUUAUAAGGCGGUGUCUGGGCUAUACAUCUCCUGUAAGACACUCAGAACUACUACAGGCCACGAGCCUCACAGCGGCAGCCCCCUCUCCGAUCAUGAGGCGCUGACGGCCACUCUAUGUGUGAGACACAGCCCCCCGCAGCACAACCCCAGCCCUAUCCAUGGACCAGCAGAGAGGUCUCCGCUGAUCAGUGUGCUAAGGGAGGCCUGGACAGAACUGGACCAGGGCAUGGCUCAAGGUCGCUGGUGGGCCACCAUCGCUGGCUACGUGAUUGGUCUAGGGCUGCUUCUCCUGGCGUUGCUGUGUGCCCUGGCGGCUGGAGGAGAGAUCAGGGAAGUUGCUGUACUGCUCUGGACCCCCAGCGUAGGACUGGUGCUGGGGGCGGGUGCAUUCUAUCUCUUCCACGUGCAGGAGGCCAAGGGCUUGUGUCGGGCCCGAGCCGAGCUCCAGCAUGUGCUGGGAAGGGCAAGGGAGGCCCAGGACCUGGGCCCGGAGUCCCAGCCAACCCUGCUCCUGGGGCAGCAGGAGGGGGACAGAGCAGAGGAACAAUAAAGCCUGACACUUCGGUGGCG